GCUAACGUACUGAGUUAGAAAUGAAAACAAGUGAAAAAUGCAAUCUUGACACAUAUAGCAUGAUUUAGUGCAGAUAAAGGACAUGCUUUUUGUUCAAUGUUUAGUCCUUAAACAGUUUAUGCAUAAAAUACUUGCAAUGCAUAUGUCUGAUGAAAUGAAAUUGUGCACCAUAGAUCAUGUUGCUAGCACGCUAGCCAGCUACCUACCCUACCCCAGCAUGCAUCUCGUUACUCCCUUGGUCGGCAGAUGGAAACAUGGCGUCGAUAAGUAAAUACUUGACAGCCAAGAACUCCUCUAUAGCAGGUGCCACAAUCGUUGCCUUGUAUCUUAUCAAGAGGAGAAGACAUGCAGCCCAAUUAAGUUGGGGGAAAAGAUCAUCAGAGCUACAGUUGACCAAAGAUGAGGCCAAGCAGGAAAAGACGGUGGUGGACAAGGUGUUCUUUGCACGUGUCCUGAAGAUAGUGAAGAUCAUGGUUCCUGGAGUGUUCUGCAAAGAGUCAGGAUACUGUCUCCUCAUCGCUGCUAUGCUGGUGGCCAGAACCUACUGUGAUGUGUGGAUGAUCCAAAAUGGAACCAUGAUCGAGAGUGCAAUCAUUGGUCGAUCAACAAAAGAUUUCAAGAGGUUCUUGUUCAACUUUAUAAAAGUCAUGCCAUUUAUCUCGCUAGUCAACAACUUCCUGAAGCUGGGCCUGAAUGAACUGAAGCUCUGCUGCCGUGUUCGACUCACCAAGCACCUCUAUGAUGAGUACCUGCAAGGUUACACAUACUAUAAGAUUGGUAACCUGGACAACCGCAUCGGUAACCCUGACCAGCUGCUGACCCAGGAUGUGGAGAGGUUCUGUAACAGUGUGGUGGACCUCUACUCCAACGUCAGCAAGCCUUUAUUGGACAUUGGUCUGUACAUCUUCAAGUUGACCUCAGCCAUUGGUGCACAGGGCCCUGCCUGUAUGAUAGGAUACCUGAUGUUCUCUGGGCUCAUCCUGACACGUCUGCGGAGGCCCAUCGGGAAGAUGACGGUCAUGGAGCAGAGGUACGAGGGAGAGUACCGAUUCGUCAACUCUCGCCUUAUCACCAACAGUGAAGAGAUUGCCUUCUACAAUGGAAACCUGAGGGAGAAGCAGACCAUUCACUCUACCUUCCAGAAACUGGUGGACCAUUUACACAAUUUCAUUGUCUUCCGCUUUUCAACGGGUUUUGUGGACAGCAUCAUUGCUAAGUAUAUUGCCACUGUUGUCGGGUACCUGGUGGUGAGCAGGCCGUUCCUGAACCACACCCACCCACGCCACCUACACAGCACCCACGCUGAGCUGCUCGAGGACUAUUACCAGAGUGGGCGUAUGUUGCUGAGCAUGUCUCAGGCCCUGGGCAGGAUCGUCCUGGCUGGCAGGGAGAUGAGCAGGCUCUCGGGGUUCACCGCUCGUAUCACCGAGAUCAUGAAGGUCCUGAAAGAGCUGAACUCUGGGAAAUACGAGAGGACCAUGGUCUCUCAGCAGGGAGGCAGAGAUAGUGAAUCGCUAGAUAGAAUCACCCUGGUCCCAGGAAGUGGUGAAAUCAUCAACAAAGACCAGAUCAUCAAGUUUGAGCAUACACCUCUUGCAACGCCUAAUGGGGACAUUCUUAUCAAAGACCUCAGCUUUGAGGUGACGUCAGGGACAAAUGUCUUGGUAUGUGGCCCCAACGGCUGUGGGAAGAGCUCACUCUUCAGAGUCCUGGGAGAGCUCUGGCCUCUGUUUGGUGGCCGUCUCACCAAACCUGAGAGAGGGAAGCUCUUCUACGUUCCCCAGAGGCCAUACAUGACCCUAGGCUCUCUGAGAGAUCAGGUGAUCUACCCAGAUACAGUGGAGGACCAGAGGAGGAAGGGGACCUCUGAUAAGGUGCUGAAGGAUUACCUGGACAACGUCCAGCUAGGUCACAUCCUGGAGCGGGAGGGAGGCUGGAACACAGUCCAGGACUGGAUGGACGUCCUCAGUGGAGGAGAGAAACAGAGGAUGGCUAUGGCCCGUCUGUUCUACCAUAAGCCCCAGUUUGCCAUCCUGGAUGAGUGCACCAGUGCUGUGAGUGUCGAUGUGGAGGACUUCAUCUACAGCCACUGUAGGACGGUGGGCAUCACGCUGUUCACGGUUUCUCACAGGAAGUCUUUGUGGAAGCACCAUGAGUACUACCUGCACAUGGAUGGAAGGGGGAGCUAUGAGUUCAAACCCAUCACCCAGGAAACGGUGGAGUUUGGGUCAUAACGAUCUUACCAUAGCCAAGUAUUGCACACAGAGAUGGUCCUAAGUAAUUCUGCACUUCAUGGAGCACAGAGGUCAAGUCCUAACAUCUUAAAAUGUUACGCUGGAGUAUGAAGACUGAGCGCUCUCUCAAUGUCAAGAGAGAAAUACCUAAACCUGUCAAUUUAAAGGUAGGGUCUACAAUAUGGCAUCAUCAUACACAGCACGGUACACUUCCUGCUUACAGAAAUAAUAAACAACUAAAUUUAAGUCUGCUGAGACCGACCAGUAUUGGUUCUUCCUUAGGGCAGAUUUUGAAUUCUGUUGUUUAUGCCUGGAAACAGGAAGUUGCCCCGCUGUGUAUGAGGAUGUCAUAUUGCAGUCAACCAUUUACGGACGUGUGUGUCUGUACGGGUGAGUUUAAUGUACUAAAAAGCUAGCCUUACUGAUUUAGUUUGUACGGGUGAGUUUAAUGUACUAAAAAGCUAGCCUUACUGAUUUAGUCUGUACGGGUGAGUUUAAUGUACUAAAAAGCUAGCCUUACUGAUUUAGUCUGUACGGGUGAGUUUAAUGUACUAAAAAGCUAGCCUUACUGAUUUAGUUUGUACGGGUGAGUUUAAUGUACUAAAAAGCUAGCCUUACUGAUUUAGUUUGUACGGGUGAGUUUAAUGUACUAAAAAGCUAGCCUUACUGAUUUAGUCUGUACGGGUGAGUUUAAUGUACUAAAAAGCUAGCCUUACUGAUUUAGUCUGUACGGGUGAGUUUAAUGUACUAAAAAGCUAGCCUUACUGAUUUAGUCUGUACGGGUGAGUUUAAUGUACUAAAAAGCUAGCCUUACUGAUUUAGUUUGUACGGGUGAGUUUAAUGUACUAAAAAGCUAGCCUUACUGAUUUAGUUUGUACGGGUGAGUUUAAUGUACUAAAAAGCUAGCCUUACUGAUUUAGUCUGUACGGGUGAGUUUAAUGUACUAAAAAGCUAGCCUUACUGAUUUAGUUUGUACGGGUGAGUUUAAUGUACUAAAAAGCUAGCCUUACUGAUUUAGUUUGUACGGGUGAGUUUAAUGUACUAAAAAGCUAGCCUUACUGAUUUAGUCUGUACGGGUGAGUUUAAUGUACUAAAAAGCUAGCCUUACUGAUUUAGUCUGUACGGGUGAGUUUAAUGUACUAAAAAGCUAGCCUUACUGAUUUAGUUUGUACGGGUGAGUUUAAUGUACUAAAAAGCUAGCCUUACUGAUUUAGUUUGUACGGGUGAGUUUAAUGUACUAAAAAGCUAGCCUUACUGAUUUAGUCUGUACGGGUGAGUUUAAUGUACUAAAAAGCUAGCCUUACUGAUUUAGUCUGUACGGGUGAGUUUAAUGUACUAAAAAGCUAGCCUUACUGAUUUAGUCUGUACGGGUGAGUUUAAUGUACUAAAAAGCUAGCCUUACUGAUUUAGUCUGUACGGGUGAGUUUAAUGUACUAAAAAGCUAGCCUUACUGAUUUAGUCUGUACGGGUGAGUUUAAUGUACUAAAAAGCUAGCCUUACUGAUUUAGUUUGUACGGGUGAGUUUAAUGUACUAAAAAGCUAGCCUUACUGAUUUAGUUUGUACGGGUGAGUUUAAUGUACUAAAAAGCUAGCCUUACUGAUUUAGUUUGUACGGGUGAGUUUAAUGUACUAAAAAGCUAGCCUUACUGAUUUAGUCUGUACGGGUGAGUUUAAUGUACUAAAAAGCUAGCCUUACUGAUUUAGUUUCUCCCCUGUUUUAUUUACGUUAAUGUUGCAUUGUUUUUAUUUAUAAUGUUCAGUUUUGAUGUUUAAUGAAUUGAAAUGUCAAGAGUUCCAUCAAGUGAUGUUUUAAAUGUUUGUCUAGUGCAGUUAGUUUAAACACUGAAGUGCAUUCUUCUUUCAUGAAGCCAGUUACUGUAAUUGUAUUUUAAGCAUAGCUAGUCUGACUCAGUCAACUACAAUACCUGGAAAUGUAUUGUUUUUUUUUUGUCUCCUAUAGUAAAAUCCCUCAGCUUAGGUUAAGGUACAGUAACUGAACUGCAAGUUGAGCUUUGA
Messenger RNA from Oncorhynchus kisutch (coho salmon), 4250 nucleotides. Its product is annotated as ATP-binding cassette sub-family D member 3-like. Bases 255 to 2234 code for a protein of 659 amino acids. Gene Ontology annotation, molecular function: ATP binding; ABC-type transporter activity; ATP hydrolysis activity. Gene Ontology annotation, biological process: fatty acid beta-oxidation; very long-chain fatty acid catabolic process; peroxisome organization. Gene Ontology annotation, cellular component: peroxisome; peroxisomal membrane. The record is from RefSeq and is a predicted model, not a curated record. The transcript is spliced from 22 exons. Lineage: Eukaryota; Metazoa; Chordata; Actinopteri; Salmoniformes; Salmonidae.